AUGGACGAGGACGAAUGGUCGUCGGCCUCAGGUGACGUUGAGGACCCCAGGUGCGAUUCCCCCUUCCCCUCGAGACUGAUUUGACUCGACCGUCGAGUUCCGCAUCCGCCUUAGUGACGCACCACUCUUGCCCUCCGGCAGACCCUGUUGGUCGAGUGAAAGACGUCGCCUCUUCUUCUUUUGAAGUUCAGACCUCAUCCAAGUAGUUCGCAUCCAACCGUGCCGGCAAAUGAUGCAGAUCAACAUCGUCUCGACGAUAGCCUGGCUGACAUCGCGAUUGACGCGGUGGAAGAUGUCUUGUACUACGCUGAUGCCGCGUCGCGCUUGUGUCAUUAUCCGGGGCCGGAAAGUGGUGUCGUCUCGCAAGGCGGAAAGGACUGCUUCGGUGAGCUCUUUCCAGAUUCUUGUGCCGUCGGGUGUGUCUCUCUUGGCGUCCGCUGUGCCCCUGAUCGACAUCGACAACCCGACCAACCUGUCGAGCCCGCCAUUGUACGCGCCCGCAACGUCAUCGCGUGGACGCUACCUUCUGGAAGGGUUUUGCGAUGUUUGAUCGACUCGGGAUCAGAGGUCGACUGA
This is a messenger RNA of Microbotryum saponariae, 576 nucleotides long. Lineage: Eukaryota; Fungi; Basidiomycota; Microbotryomycetes; Microbotryales; Microbotryaceae. The record is from the annotation of a GenBank genome assembly.